UCCAUAAUUUCCCUACAGAUGUUAUAUAAAAAAGAAGAAUUGAAUGAAAGCCAAACCGUUCUCACCGAAUUCACAUUUGUGGCUUUCUCCUACCUCCAGGAGCUGCAGGUUUUUCUGUUUCUGGUGUUUCUAUUGAUCUACCUCCUUACCAUCAUGGGGAACAUAGUCAUUAUUCUACUGAUAAAACUCAGUCCUUCCCUCCACACCCCCAUGUAUUUCUUCCUGGUGAAUUUGUCCUUCUUGGAAAUGUGUUACACAACCAGUGUGGUCCCACAAAUGUUGGUGCACCUCCUUGUAGAGCACAAAAGCAUCUCCAUCGUGGGUUGUGCAGCCCAGAUGUAUGUCUUUACCAUCCUGGGCCUCACAGAAUGCUGCCUCCUGGCGACCAUGGCUUAUGACCGCUAUGUUGCCAUAUGCCAUCCCUUGCAAUACACGCUGAUCAUGAGCAGCAGGGUCUGUGUCUGCCUGGCUGCUGCCUCUUGGGUCACUGGUUUUCUGGUGGAAACAGCACAAACAACUUGGAUCUUCACUUUGCCCUUCUGUGGCCCUCAACAAAUUCAUCACUUCUUUUGCGACAUCCUGCCUGUGGUGAAGCUGGCCUGUGCAGACACCUCCAUGAAUGAGAUGAUGCUGUUUGGGGUGUCCAUGUUGUUCAUCAUGGGGCCGUUCCUGCUGAUUCUGGUCUCCUACGUCCGUAUCAUCUCCACCAUCCUAAAGAUGCCCUCAGCUGAGAGCCGUCACAAGGCCUUCUCCACCUGCUCUGCACAUCUGAUGGUGGUGACAUUAUUUUUUGGAACAGCCCUUUUCAUCUACUUGCAACCCAGGUCCAGCUAUUCACCAAACACCGAUAAGAUGAUUUCCCUGAUGUACACAGUCGUGACACCACUGUUAAACCCUGUAAUAUAUACCCUGAGGAAUAAAGAGGUGAAGGGAGCCUUGAAGAAGACAAUGGCAUUAAAAAGGUCUCUAUCCAUAUCCAAAUCAGAUCCCGGUGGUCUGUAGCACACCCCAAGCACUAUCUCAGGGGAGGCUCUAGUAGCUUUCUUUCCCAGUGUGAUUUUUGCCCAGACAGACUCUGUCU
Molecule: messenger RNA, 1081 nt
Organism: Gopherus flavomarginatus (Mexican gopher tortoise)
Lineage: Eukaryota; Metazoa; Chordata; Testudines; Testudinidae
Product: olfactory receptor 10A4-like
Exons: 2
Coding region: 19-1002 (327 amino acids)
Biological process (GO): G protein-coupled receptor signaling pathway
Cellular component (GO): membrane
Molecular function (GO): olfactory receptor activity; G protein-coupled receptor activity
Source: RefSeq, a predicted model, not a curated record